Molecule: messenger RNA, 1464 nt
Organism: Cryptotermes secundus
Lineage: Eukaryota; Metazoa; Arthropoda; Insecta; Blattodea; Kalotermitidae
Product: puff-specific protein Bx42
Exons: 1
Coding region: 1-1464 (487 amino acids)
Biological process (GO): mRNA splicing, via spliceosome
Cellular component (GO): spliceosomal complex
Source: RefSeq, a predicted model, not a curated record
AUGGCAUCCCACACAGGACUUGGGAGUGGUGGUGCAUUUCCAGAGAUUCCUGUGGCCCAAUAUCCAUUGAAUAUGGGUAGAGAAAGAAAAGAAAGCACAUCAAAUGCCCUUGCAGUUCAGUUGGAUGCCCAGGGGAAGAUACAGUAUGACGUUCUGGCACGUCAGGGACACUCGAAGGAAAAGAUAAUCUACUCGAAACUGACAGACUUGCUCCCAGCGGAAGUGGUGGCUGAAGAUGAUCCAAGCCUGGAGAGACCAUCAGAGGACGAUGUGCAAGAGACUACUGAGAAAACUCGUCUUGCAUUGGAACGUCUCACACAUACAAAGAUAGCAGCUGCUAUGCCAGUCAGUUGUGCAGAGAGAGCCGGUCCUGCACAGUACAUCCGUUACACACCAUCUCAGCAAGGGGCUGCCUUCAAUUCAGGUGCAAAACAGCGUGUCAUUCGAAUGGUAGAGGCCCAGAAAGAUCCAAUAGAACCACCAAAGUUUAAGAUCAACAAGAAGAUACCUCGUGGACCUCCCUCACCUCCUGCUCCAGUAAUGCAUUCUCCAACAAGAAAGUUGACUGUUAAAGAACAGAAGGAGUGGAAGAUUCCACCACGCAUUUCCAAUUGGAAGAAUGCUAAGGGGUAUACAAUCCCUUUGGACAAGCGUCUCGCUGUAGAUGGACGUGGCUUGCAGCAGGUUCACAUUAAUGAGAACGCUGCCAAAGUGGCAGAGGCCCUUUAUAUCGCUGAUAGAAAGGCCGGUAAAGCUGUGGCGAUGCGAGCCCAGCUGGAGAAGAGGUUAGCACAGAAGGAGAAGGAGAAGAAGGAGGAACAUCUACGACAGCUUGCGCAGAAGGCCCGUGAGGAACGGGCUGGCAUUAGAACUCAAGCGGCUGCCACAGAUAAAGAUGAAGAGGCUAGAGAGCGUGAUCAGUUGCGUUAUGAACGUCACAAAGAUCGUCAGCGUCAACGCAACAUUGCUAGAGCUGCUCCAGACAAGAGGUCAAAGCUGCAGCGUGAACGCGAACGGGACAUCAGUGAGCAGAUUGCACUGGGUUUGCCAGCCAAGAACGUAUCAGGUGGAGAAGUUCAGUUUGACCAGCGAUUGUUCAACACUACAAAAGGCAUGAACUCUGGCUAUGGGGAUGAUGAAUCAUACAAUGUGUAUGAUAAACCGUGGCGUGAGAGUGGAACCCUUGGUGCACAUAUCUACCGCCCUAGUCAAAACUUGGACAAGGAUGUGUAUGGAGAUGAUCUCGACAAGUUGAUCAAAACAAAUAGGUUUGUACCUGAUAAAGAGUUCAGCGGUACUGAUCGUACUGCCACCAGAAGUGGACCUGUUCAGUAUGAGAAGGAAGGGGAGGAUCCGUUUGGCUUGGACAAAUUCUUAACACAGGCUAAACGUGCCAGCAAGCGUCCCAAGGAUGACCGUGAUCGACGAGGAGAAGAACAUGAUAAGCGUAAGCGACGGGAAUAA